AUGGCCGACUUUUCCGUAAUCACUCACAAGGGGUUCAAAUUCCUCAUCACCAAGAACCCGUCCAACAACUCCAUCGAGGGUUUCAUCAAGGACCUCAAGAGAAACAACGUCAAAGUCGUGGUGAGGGUAUGCGAACCCACCUACGAUACAGAAGCGCUCAAAGGAGCUGGGAUUCAAGUCUGCAAUCUGCCUCUACAAGACGGAACUUUCCCUUCUGAAAGGAUAAUCGACGAGUUCUUUGAUAUCCUCAAGAGGCAGUAUUACAUCAAUCCGGAAUCCUGUGUGGCUGUACACUGCGUAGGAGGUCUGGGUAGAGCACCUGUAAUGGUAGCCAUAGCUCUCAUAGAGUUAGGAUUCUCGUAUGAAGACGCAGUUAGCCAUAUCAGAGAAAAAAGGCGAGGAGCAAUUAAUGCCAAACAGCUCGAAUUUCUCUCAAAAUACAAAUCCAAAUCUCGAUUAGUCAAUGAUAAGAAGAAAACUUGCAACAUUCAAUGA
This is a messenger RNA of Phaedon cochleariae (mustard beetle), 495 nucleotides long. Lineage: Eukaryota; Metazoa; Arthropoda; Insecta; Coleoptera; Chrysomelidae. The record is from the annotation of a GenBank genome assembly.